This is a messenger RNA of Entamoeba invadens IP1, 1338 nucleotides long. RefSeq names its product Calcium/calmodulin-dependent protein kinase, putative. The coding region runs from base 1 to 1338 and encodes 445 amino acids. The transcript has a single exon. Gene Ontology annotation, biological process: protein phosphorylation; mitotic DNA damage checkpoint signaling. The record is from RefSeq and is a predicted model, not a curated record. Gene Ontology annotation, cellular component: cytoplasm; nucleus. Lineage: Eukaryota; Evosea; Mastigamoebida; Endamoebidae. Gene Ontology annotation, molecular function: ATP binding; protein binding; protein serine/threonine kinase activity.
AUGGAACCGGUUUGGGGGAUAUUAUUUGGACUUGAAGAAGGUACCCCAACGAUUUCUCUACGGCGCCAAGAAGAGGUGAUCGGACGGUCGAUAAUAAGUGAGUCUGAAGUAUUAAUAUCAAGCCGUCACUUCAAAAUAAUCAAGCGAGACAUUAGUGGUGAAAACACAUAUGUUCUGAUAGACACUUCUUCCAAUGGAACGUUUCUGAAUGAUAUGGACAAGCGACUUCCCAAAAAUGAGGAGAUCAUUAUCACGAGUUUUGACGUCAUUUUUCUCUUACGACUUGCAAAUCUAAAAACAGGGGAACAGCAUCUUCGUUCAUUUGUAUUUGUCGAUCGACAGACGUACAUGGAGACUAAAGAGAUCUUCAAAGAGUACAUUAUUGGUCGUCUCCUUGGUAUUGGGUGUUUUGGGAAGGUGUUUGUGGCGACCACCAAACAGGACAAAACGUCAUUUGCGCUCAAGGUGAUGAAAAAGACGUCGGACAAAUUGAAGGAAAAGUCCAAACAAGAGUACGACCUGAUGCGCACGGUGUCGCACCCUAAUAUCGUCGAAGUGAAAUCCCUUCACAUGUACACCGACUUCAUUUUCUUAGUCAUGGAAUUGAUCACCGAUGGGUGUCUCUUUGAUUAUGUCUAUCGCCACGUCUUGGAAGUGGACGAAAUUCGGACGAUCAUCACAGACGUCUUGAAAGCUCUUCUGUUUCUUCACGACAACAAAAUAGUCCACCGCGAUGUCAAAAUGGAGAAUGUGUUAUUAGUGUUCUCCGACAACCCCAUUGACCCUUCCAAAAAGAAGAUCACGUCGAAAUUAACUGACUUUGGUCUGGGAAGAUUUGUGGGGGACGACUUUAAGGCAAGCACAUUAUGUGGGACACAUAAUUAUAUACCACCAGAGAUAUACAAAGGCGCAGUGGUCAAGCAAAAGAUGACAAAGCAAAUCGAACAACUCAAUUUGGAGGAAUGUAAGAAGAAGAAAGUGACUGACGCGAUGGACAAGAAAAUCCGGUACGAUGCGGGAGAGGCUGAUGUGUGGUCUUGUGGUGUGAUGCUCUACGAGAUGACGCUUCGGAAGAAUCCGUUUGAGUCGAUGGUCUCGAAAGACGAAAAGAGCGAAUCGUCGGAGAGUAAAUCGAAGCACGACAAUCGAGCCGUGUCUUUCAUCUUAAAGGGCGAGUUUUGUAAAGACGACCAAUACACGAAAGUCGACGAGGAGUUACGAGACUUGAUUGAACAUAUGUUAGUAGUCAAUCCGGAGGAACGAUUCACUGUUGCACAAUGUUUGGAACACUCAUUUAUUCAAGGCCGGAAGCACCCAAUGGACUCAACCAAAUUGUAA